UCUAAUUCCAAACAGAAUUUCCUUAUUGAUCCCUUCAAGAGCAAUUUACGUAGAGCUUGUAAUAGUCCUCCAACAACCACGAAAAUGAAUGAGCCCGACAUACUCUCUCCUAUGAUCCCAAAAGGGCUGAAUUCUCGAUUCGAGCACAACCUAAAAUGGAGCCAAGCCUCCCUCUUGAUCGCCGAGGCCAAAGCAAUAGCCAACUUAUCAGUCCCGAUGGUGUUGACAGGCCUGUUGCUCUACUCGCGGUCCAUGAUCUCGAUGCUCUUCUUGGGUCACCUCGGGGAACUACCUCUGGCCGGUGGCUCCCUCGCCAUUGGAUUCGCCAACAUCACGGGCUACUCCAUCCUCUCUGGCCUCACCAUGGGCAUGGAGCCAAUCUGCGGCCAGGCCUAUGGGGCCAGGAGGCCCAAACUCCUUGGCCUCACCGUCCAGCGCACUGUGCUCCUCCUCCUCCUCACCUCGAUUCCGAUACUAGUCCUCUGGCUCAACAUGGAGAGAAUCUUGCUACUUUGCGGCCAAGAAAAUAGCAUAGCUGCAGAAGCCCAAUCCUACAUUCUCUACUCCAUUCCUGAUCUAGUUUUGCAAUCUUUUCUCUACCCGAGCCGUAUCUAUCUGCGUUCGCAGGGAGUAACAAUGCCACUCACUUGGUGCACUCUAUUUGCGGUCCUCCUCCACAUUCCUACUAAUUAUGUGCUUGUUGACAUGCUCAACCUCGGCACUAGGGGUGUAUCCCUUAGUGCUGUUUGUACAAAUUUCAACCUACUCUUGUUUUUGGUGGCUUACAUUUUAAUUUCCCGCGUUCAUGAGAGCACGUGGGCCCCGGUAUCCCUCGACUGCCUCAGGGGCUGGGGACCGCUUGUGAGACUGGCUCUCCCGAGCUGCAUCUCGGUGUGCCUGGAGUGGUGGUGGUAUGAGAUCAUGAUCCUACUAUGCGGGCUGUUAUCAAAUCCCCAAGCCACAGUUGCAUCCAUGGGAGUCCUAAUCCAAACGACGGCACUUAUUUACAUCUUCCCAUCUUCUUUGAGCUUCGGUGUGUCUACUCAUGUCGGGAACGAGUUGGGUGCAGGGCGGCCCCAUAAUGCUAGGCUUGCCACAAUCACGGGGCUCUCCUUUAGCUUCAUCCUAGGUUUCAUGGCCUUGUCUUUCGCCAUAUCCGUGAGAAAUUCAUGGGCGGAGCUAUUCGCAAAAGAUGCCGACAUAAUAGCCCUAACUUCGGCAGUUCUGCCCAUAAUUGGGCUAUGCGAGCUCGGGAACUGCCCCCAGACGACAGGCUGCGGGGUCCUUCGAGGAACUGCAAGGCCAAAGAUGGGAGCGAACAUUAACUUCGGAUGCUUUUAUGUGGUCGGGAUGCCUGUGGCAUUAUGGCUUGGAUUCUUUGCCGGAUUCGACUUCAUAGGACUGUGGCUUGGGUUAUUAGCGGCCCAGGCCUCUUGCGUGGUGAGCAUGUUGUUCGUAGUGGCCCAGACUGAUUGGGAACAUGAAACUCGGAGGGCGAAGCAGCUGACCGGCGGCGGAGCUGUUGGUCCCAUGGAUGAACAUCAUAUCGAAGAUUCUUUGAGCUCACAAGAGAAAGAAAAGGACGGCAAUUUACUUGUUUAAUAAUUUGUGCUGUAGCUGAAAUUACACGAAUUACUGCUCGAAUUGCGUGGCUAUGUGUUAAAUUCGAUUCAAGAGGUGAAUCGAUGAGAAUUUCAACGUUGGAUUUUGUGACGGAAUGUAGGGCAAUCCGUCACUGAAGCCUGAAAUUAUUGUAGUGACUACACGCGCAUAUAGAACAGUUGAUGGAUUGUAUACUACACAAGCAAUGUUUUCUU
Punica granatum (pomegranate) is the source of this 1817-nucleotide messenger RNA. Lineage: Eukaryota; Viridiplantae; Streptophyta; Magnoliopsida; Myrtales; Lythraceae. The record is from RefSeq and is a predicted model, not a curated record.